Paramisgurnus dabryanus is the source of this 2330-nucleotide messenger RNA. NCBI's taxonomy places the organism in Eukaryota, Metazoa, Chordata, Actinopteri, Cypriniformes, Cobitidae. The record is from RefSeq and is a predicted model, not a curated record.
UAUCUGUAGUUUAAACUUCUAUUUAUUUUUCUUUUCUAAAUGUGAAUUGUAUGUGUAAGUAGUGUAAACUCACCACUAGAGGACAAACACUCACACUGACUUGAAUGUUGAAUCAGUUUAGUGACAAACAUCAGAGGGAUUUGAUCUGUUAUUCUCUUAUUUCACCACAAAAUUCACUCAUAUUUAUGCAUUUAUGACAGAGCAUUUUCACAAAGGUUUGGCUACUCGAGACUGUGACUUUCUGUAUGAGACUGACAUCUAGUGGACUUGUUUAUUAUACGACUGACACACCUGUUAGCACACGUUUCAUAAACACAACCAGGAAAUACUUUGAGUUCAGAGAAACUGAAACUGUUGGGCUGUUGUGUGUUUAGUUUUAUUGUUUGUAAGUAAAUACGGUGAAAUGGCAGAAGCCAGUAUUUUAGUGAUUCAGGAUCAGUUCAUCUGUUCAAUCUGUCUGGAUUUACUGAAGGAUCCAGUGACCAUUCCCUGUGGACACAGUUACUGUAUGAGCUGUAUUACAAACUACUGGGAUCAAGAUGAUCAGAAAAGAAACUACAGCUGCCCUCAGUGCAGACAGACCUUCAAUACAAGACCUGAUUUAAAUAAAAACACCAUGCUGGCUGAAGUGGUGGAGAUACUGAAGAAGACAAAACGCUUAGUGAACCGUAUUGAAAGGGAACUACAAGCUGCUCGUCCUGAUCACAGUUAUGCUGAAGCUGGAGAUGUGAAGUGUGACGUCUGUACUGAGAGAAAACACAAAGCCGUCAAGUCCUGUCUCGUUUUUCUUGAAUCUUACUGUCAAACUCACUUUGAACAACAUGAAGCUUUUCACAGAGGAAAGAGACACAAAGUGAUUGAUGUGACAGGAAGACUUCAGCAGAUGAUCUGCCCUCAACAUGAGAAACUUUUAGAGAUUUACUGUAAAACUGAUCAGUUCUGUACAUGUUAUCUGUGUAUGGUGGGAAAGCACAAAAAUCAUGAAACCAUACCAGCUAAAGAAGAGAGGACUGAGAAACAGAAAGAAGUGAAGGAGACGCAGAGAAAAUCCCAUCAGAGAAUCCAGGAGAGCCAGAAGAAGCUUCAGGAGCUGAGAGAUGCUGUGGAGACUCAUAAGCGCUCUGCACAGACAGCAGUGGACGACACUGAGAGGAUCUUUACUCAACUGAUCCAAACCAUUGAGAGAAGACGAUCUGAGGUGACACAGCUGAUCAGAGAUCAGGAAAAGACUGCAGUGAGUGAAGCUGAAGGACUCUUGAAGCGACUGGAGCAGGAGAUUGAUGAUCUGAGGAGGAGAGACGCUGAGCUGGAGCAGCUUUCACACACAGAUGAUCACAUCCAUUUCCUCCAGAGUUUUCAGUCUCUCUCUGUUCCUCCUGGAUCUACAGACUCACUCAGCAUCACUGUCAGCUCUCUCAUCUCUUUUGAUGAUGUAGGAAAAUCUGUGUCUCAUCUGAGAGAGAAACUGGAGGAUUUCUGUAGAGAAGAGAUAGAGAAGAUAUUUGAUAAAAGUAAAGCACCUGAACCUGAGACCAGGGAGCAGUUCCUAAAAUAUUAUCAUCACUUCACUGCAGAUCCAAACACAGCAAAUGAAUAUCUCUGUCUGUCUGAGGGGAACAGAGUGAUUAUUUUCACUAAAAGAGUCCAGCAGUAUCCUCAUCAUCCAGACAGAUUUGUUGGUUUUUGUUUUCAGGUGUUGUGUAGUGAGAGUUUGAGUGGACGCUGUUACUGGGAGGUUGAGUGGAGUGGUAAUGAUGUGUUUAUCUCAGUGUCAUAUAAGAGCAUCAGCAGGAAGGGAGGUCAUGAUUGUUGGUUUGGAUUUAAUGAUCAGUCCUGGUGUUUGCGCUGCUCUGACUCCAGAUGUUCAUUCUGGCACAAUAACAUUCAGACUGAACUCCCUGUAGUGCUCAGUUCUUCUAGAAUAGGAGUUUAUGUGGAUCACAGUUCAGGAUCUCUGUCCUACAGCGUCUCUGACACAAUGACCCUCAUCCACAGAGUCAACACCACAUUCACUAAACCUCUCUAUCCUGGGUUUUAUGUUGAUUAUGGAUCAGUGAAACUGUGUGAUCUAACAAUAUAGAUGAUACAGAGAGUCUACAAAUAAUUUUGUCAUAUGAGAAGUCUGAACAUGAUGAAUCAACAACAAAGAAAUAUUAAGUCUUUCAUUUACUAAUUUUUUAUUUUAAAUAACUGAUUGUAAUGUUAUAUUUUAAUAAUAGUAUGUUGUCCUGUCAAACAGAGGUAGCUGUACAGUAGUUAUUUACAGUUAAUAUUAUUAAUCUACAGCUGUGUAUUCUUUUAUGAAUAAAAUGUUAUACAAGACAUUAAAA